GCCAGCUGGUCUGUCUCUUCUUCGAAGUAUGGCUUUGGCGUGGAAUGCCUGUACGAUGACGAUCCUUCCACGUUCUGGCAGAGCGACGGGCCUCAACCUCAUUUCAUCACUUUGUACUUUCCAAGACAAGUGAAAGUGCAAAAAAUCUCCCUUCAUCUGGAUGCAUUGCAAGACGAGUCGUACACACCAAACAAGCUCUGCGUGCGCGCAGGUACGACCGUGCAUGAUCUACAAGACGUGCGCAUGGUCAGCUUCGAGAAACCAACGGGCUGGGUGACAUUUGAUGUUCUGAUGGAAGCAGAGCAACCGGACGUUGCACAUGUGCUGGACUUGCACGUCCUUCAAAUUGUCAUUGUGGGCAAUCACCUGAGUGGUAAGGACACACAUGUGCGGGGUAUGCUUGUGCUGGGUCCGCGAGCAGCCAAAGAGGAGGAAGAACACUUGUUCCCUUUCACUUCAGCGGCGUUUAGGAUGCACCAGACAAUCCGAUAG
Dacryopinax primogenitus is the source of this 492-nucleotide messenger RNA. Its product is annotated as galactose-binding like protein. The record is from RefSeq and is a predicted model, not a curated record. Gene Ontology annotation, biological process: anaphase-promoting complex-dependent catabolic process; protein K11-linked ubiquitination. Gene Ontology annotation, cellular component: anaphase-promoting complex. The annotation marks the transcript as partial. The transcript has 5 exons. NCBI's taxonomy places the organism in Eukaryota, Fungi, Basidiomycota, Dacrymycetes, Dacrymycetales, Dacrymycetaceae.